UAUUCUAGCUUGAAAAUUUGAUCGAAAUCCGUAUAAAAUUAUCAAUAUCACAUUUGUUAACUAUUAUAAUUUAUAAACCAUCUAAGGUAAAUUGUGAUCGUGUAAAAUUAUAUGUUUUAAGUAGUUAAAACUAAUAAUGUCUUUACUUCCCGGUUUAUUUCUUUCUAUCAAUUAGAACGAAAUAUUGUAUUUAUUACAAAAAACGUAGAGAAAUACUAUAAAAUAGUUUUUUGCAAACAACUGACUCACAUGUUACGAGACAAUUUUUAAAAUGAUUAGAAUCCAACAGCUGGUAGUCCACAGGUGGUGGUUUCUUACAAAAAAAUUUAACUCACUGGGAUGGAGACAAUUUUCUUUCUUUCUGCUUUCUCAUUUGCUGAAUCUCUCAAACCACGAAACAUGAUAAUUUUGCGAUCAGACGGUUUUUUUCGACCGUGUUCCCUAAACUCACGAGUAUUUUCGAUGAUGUAGAGAGAAGUAAGAUAAUAAGAUGCGUAAUGAGGAUAAUAUUGCACGAACUGAAGCGAGCAAUUAUAUCGACGUGUUUUUUGUUGAUCUGAAUUGCGUGAUGUAAUGACUGACGUACCGAUCGACUGUAGACGGACGUACAUUUCAUUGACAAUAUCUUUUAUUGUCUCAUUUCUGAGUAAAUGUUACAAGAAACUCUAAUGUUUUAGCGAUGAAAGGUAAAAGAUGUAACACAUGAGGUCCGCGAUCUCGGAAAAACAAAUCCUACAAACAAUUAUUUCUGAAGUUACUUAAAAUUGAUUUUUUUUUUGUUAUGAUGCUUAUUUAUGGGAACAAUCUCACACACACUCAGACAUAAUGUCCAUCUAAUGAACAUUAAUGUUCAUAACGUCACGUCGCGUCUAAUGAAUAUCUAAUGGAGGUUUGUGUACAAUAUUGUUCCGAUGUUGCGGAUUGAUGUAAUUGCAUAUUCAAAUGUUAAGCUGAAACCGCGUAACUUGUCUAAGAAAGAUAAGUAAGAUAAUUGAUGCGCCAAAGGAAAAAAAUGAUAGCUAAUAACAACUUAAUAAUUCAGAUCAGAGCUUGGAUGAGCGUAAUAGUUGCGCACGUUUGAAUUUUCCAUUUAUACGAUAUUGUUGUAGAUAGAAUCAGACAGAGCGGAAUGACCAGAUGAGAGCCGUGUAAUAACGCAACACGACUGUGUGUUUCAAAUGUUGGAUUUGCCGUUUCGAGAAUCGCAUUGAUACGCACGCGUAGCGUACACGUGUACACGCAUUGAUCAACGUAAUUGUAACGUUGAAUAGGAUCCGGCGGUGAUUUUGCAACGAGGCAAGUUGCAGUUUCGCGAGCGAUCAGUUUGCAACUCUGUUCGCCAUGAGAGUAAAACCAUCCCACGGCAAUUUACGUCCCACCGAAGCGCGUCAUAUCGAAGAUUUGUUUGUUCAUUUAGAACGCAUUUUUUCCGUCGGUGGAAUAUGGCCGUUUGAACCGACGUAUGUUCGCUUUGCGAUCUACAUUUCGCAUUACACUCUGUAUCUCGCCAUGGCGUAUACCGACUUUUACGACGUGUUCGGCAAUCUGGAACUGAUGGUAAUGAAUCUCGUGGAAACGAUGGCUUACACCAUGGUGUUCGUGAUGCUGUGGCUGAUCCGAUGCAGCGGUCUGCUGAAACGGCUAAUCGGCGCGAUCAGAAACGACAUGGCGAAGCAAAAAUUUGAAAAUCUCGAGGAAGAGAAGAUAUAUUACAAUUACAAUUACGCGUCAAAAGUGUUCACGUACAGCUCGAUCGUCGGUAUGUUCAUCACGGUUAUGCUGCUGUACGUCAGACCGCUUGUGAUUUUAGCAACCAGUAAUCAAGCGUCACGUAAUGGUACGGUGUCUUUUAUGUUACCCUACAGGGUACACCCGUUUUUCGACGUCUCCGACACGCACACGUACGUGCUGAUGUAUCUGUAUCUGUUCCCGAUGAUUUACGGAUCUAUUCUGCACAUGGCGUCGAUCUGUCUGCUGGUGAUUUUGGUAUUCCACAUUUGCGCCAAAUUGUCCAUCCUGUCGUACCGCAUCAGAAAAAUGGAAACGUAUUCGCAGCGCAUGCUGAUGGAUAGAAUACGCGAUUUCGUUCAAAUGCAUCUGAAGAUAAUAUGUUCCUGUACUCUGUUUUUAUUCUCUUUGCACGUAAUCUCGUUUGAACACUACAACGAAAGGAUGGCGAAAUCUGUGGACGAUACUUUCAAUUUGAUUCUGAUGGAUGAACUCCUCGGUAAUAGCAUUGUACUGGCUAUCUCGAUGUAUUACGUCAUAAUGGUUCGUGUCAUUACGUUAGUACUGUCUCUCAUCGUUGUUAAAAAAAACAAAACAUUGACAAUAUCAAAAGUGACAGAGAUGGCGACCUGCUGCACUUUUAUUUUCUUCGCCGCCAUCGCGCUCGUAAUACUCUACGGAUACUGUUUGAUCGGCGAUCAGUUGACUCAACAGUGUGUUAAUAUGCAAGAUGCGUAUUACGAAUGCGACUGGUACGAAAUGCCGCUCAACUGCAAGAAGUGCCUGCUGAUUUGCAUGAUUCGUAGCCAAGUUAUGCUCUACUUAACCGCGGGAAAGUUCUAUAUAUUUUCCUUGAACAGUUUCACUGACGAUCAAAAGGACCUGGACCGCGCGGCCGAAGUGCUGUCCUGGAACAAACGACUGAUGACGACGCUGGGUCUUUGGCCCUUUCGAUUCAACAAUCUCAUCUUCUCCGUCAAUUUCGGCUACUUCAGUUUUUUCAUGGUUCUCGAAUAUCUGGAUCUGUUUCUGUUUAUCGGCGAUCUCGAGCACGUGAUCAUGAACCUGACGGAGAACAUGGCGUUCUCGCAGAUAUUCGUGCGUAUGAGCAUGCUGCGGUUGUACAACGGGGAGAUCGGCGAAGUGAUAGCCGAGACUAUGAAGGACUUCGACAAGACGAGUUACAGAACCAUCGAGGAGAUGAAGGCGUUCAUCACGUACAACGCCAGAUCAAAGAUCUUCGUCAAAUUGCUGAUGGUGUUCGUCGCGUUAACGGCUUCGUCGUAUUACUUAACGCCGAUUAUAAUUAUACUCGGAAGCGGAUUACCAAAAAUAGUGAUCAACGAGAACGUCACCCAAAUAAUUUACUUGUUGCCCUAUCGUUUUCACAUGUUCUACGCGAUCGACGACAUGCGCGCGUACACGAUCACGUACGCGUUGCAAUUUCCGUUCGUGUUUGUCAGCGGCUUCGGACAGAGCGCCGCCGAUUGUAUCAUGGUCACCCUUGUAUUUCACAUAUGCGGUCAGAUGUCUGUUCUAGCUUUGCGUAUUAACAGCAUAGACACCAAUCCCGGAAGAUGCAGACAAGAGGUGCGACACGUGGUGCUCGCACACAUACGACUGCUGCGAAUGGGAAGAAUGAUACAAAAGGCAUUUAGCGCAACGUUAUUGGCUCAUCUUUUGGGAGCUACUUCUCUCGUGUGCAUUCUCGGUUAUCAAAUUUUAACAAAUUUUGCUAAAGGCGAGAGAGGAGUGCUCGUUACAUUUCUGAUAUUUCAAUUCUUAGUACUGCUUAUACUCUACGCUCACUGCACUGUAGGCGAGAGUCUCCUGACGGAGAGCGCUAAAGUGUGCGAAGCGUUCUACGAUUGUUGCUGGUACGACAUGCCGAUGGAAAACGCACGAAUGAUAAUACUGUGCAUGGCGAGAUCGCAAAAACCGCUCUGUCUGACAGCGGGCAAAUUUGUCAUCUUUUGUCUCAGCACUUUGACCGAUGUUCUGAAAACGUCUAUGGGGUAUUUGUCGGUACUACGUUCCUUCUUGUAACACCACAUGGGACCAACGCAUGUCGGAAAUAUUGAAGAGUUUCUCAAUCCUGUGCUCAAAUAGAGGUAAACACGUAACUUAACGACGUAAGUGAGUAUCUCUCGUAAGCACUCUUCUUUAUCAUAUUGCGCG
This is a messenger RNA of Pseudomyrmex gracilis, 3906 nucleotides long. RefSeq lists its product as uncharacterized. Bases 1342 to 3774 code for a protein of 810 amino acids. Gene Ontology annotation, biological process: sensory perception of smell; detection of chemical stimulus involved in sensory perception of smell. The record is from RefSeq and is a predicted model, not a curated record. NCBI's taxonomy places the organism in Eukaryota, Metazoa, Arthropoda, Insecta, Hymenoptera, Formicidae. The transcript has 12 exons. Gene Ontology annotation, cellular component: plasma membrane. Gene Ontology annotation, molecular function: olfactory receptor activity; odorant binding.